AUGAACUCCGGUAACAAUUCAGAUUCUAAUUUAUCAAGUUUCAUAAAUGCACGUCUGUUUGAGGAAUCCAAUUCAGCGGCUACAACUUCACCAUCAACAGGAACAAGCAGAACUAACUCAAUAUCUAGAAGGAUCCUGAAAUCUAAACCUAAAUCUAAGCCUAGAUGUACUGUAGCAAGCUCAAGAAAGGACGGCAAGGUUUCUACUAGGCGUGUCACGACUUCUCGAAGAAGUAAUGCUAGGUCGAAAUGUUGCCCUACAACGAAUCAAGUCAGCUCAUAUUAUUCAACUGAAAAGAUUAUUUUUACUGUAUUUGAAUCAAGUAAGAAUAUGACUACUAGAAUUGGAAUAUGUAUUAUAAAUUAUAAUACUGGGGAAUUAAUAAUGUCAGAGUAUCUCGAUUCCCAAAUUUUUAUCAGAACAAUUCAUAAGUUACAAAUUUAUCAACCUACUGAUAUCUUUCUUCCAAAUAGCUCCCUGAACCCAGUUGUUUCAAAGUUAGCAACUAUUAUAAAGUUUAAUAUAUCCGAUAGUGUUAAAGUUCAUGAGGUUCCUAUAAACUUAUUCAAUCUUAAAGAAGGAAUUUUGAUUCUAAACAAAUAUUCAAUUAUAGAAACUGACGUAAAAGAAGAAUAUUUAGAAAAAAAAUUUGCUUUGAUGGCUAUAUCUGCUGCAAUAAAAAAAGUCAGCUUACUUGAUUCAAAUGAUAUUUGCAAUAAAUUCCAUAAAUUUAGGAUUAAAUAUGAAAAUUCUGAAAACACAAUGGUCAUCGAUUCUAAAUCUAUCUCCAGUUUAGAAUUAAUUAGUAACAAGUUCGAUCCUAAUGGAUUGAGUUUAUUGAAAUAUUUAGAUUCAACUUCCACCAAAAUGGGAUCUAGAUCUCUUCGAAAUAACAUUUUACAACCUUUGACAGAUAGAGAGAAUAUCGAACUAAGAUUAAAAUCAAUAACAGAACUGCUUUCCUUGGAAGAUGGGGCUGUUGAUGAGAUAAGAAAAGAAAUGAAAUCAUUUCAAGAUCUAGACAAGUUGUUCUCUAAACUAUUAUCAAUAAAUCAAAUUGCUAUAAAACCAGAACAAAAAAUCAACUACGUAAUAUCACUAAAAGAUUCAAUAGCAACUAGUCAAAAAAUCCAAAAGAUAUUAAACAGACAAAAAUUUGAAAGUAGAUUACUAAUUGAAAUAAAAGAAAUAUUAAACAAUAACAUGCUAGACCAGAUCAAAAAUGAUAUAAAUAAAUAUAUAAACGAAGACUGCAGUUGGGCUAGUUCAAAUUUAGAGUUACAGAACCAAAGAUCUUAUGCGGUGAAAAGUGGAGCCAAUGGGUUAUUAGAUCUUUCAAGAAAGAUGUACAAGAACUUAACAAACGAAAUAGUUACUGUGAUUGAAGAUAUAGGAAUUGAAUAUGAUUUAGAUGUAAUUCAAAGUUAUGAUUCAAAUAAGGGUUUCUACAUAAAGUUGAAAAAAAAUACAUUAGGUGAUAUGAAUAAUUUACCUAAAAUUCUCACAAAUGUAACUUUAAAAAAUAAAUAUUAUGAAUGCACGACUUCAAAUCUCAUCAAAUUAAACUUAAGACUGAAGGAAAUGAUGUCAGAGAUAUUAAUAAUCAGCGAACAAGUUGUCCAAGGAUUAUUUUCAAAAAUCAUGAAGAAUAUCUGUAUAUUGUUCAUGAUUUCAGAAGCAAUUUCAAUAUUGGAUCUGUUAUGUUGUUUUGCCAAUAAAUCUCAUAAAUUCAGUUAUUGCAUCCCAAAAUUUUCAAACAAGCUUUUUGUCACUAAUUCUCGACAUCCUAUUUUAGAUAUAACUGUGAAAAACUUUGUUAGAAAUGACAUCUCAUCAUCACCUUCGUCUCAUCUUCAAAUAGUAACAGGUUGUAAUAUGAGCGGAAAGUCGGUUUAUCUAAGACAAGUUGUCUUGCUCUGCAUAAUGGCACAAAUUGGAUGCCCAGUACCAGCAGAAUCUGCCUAUUUCCCCAUAUACACCAAAAUUCAUGCACGAAUAAAUAACGAUACUGAUGAAUUGACGUCAUCUACUUUCACUUUUGAGAUGAAAGAAAUAUCACAAUUUCUACAGGAUCUCACACCAUCAACCCUAUUGAUAAUUGAUGAACUAGGAAGAGGUUCAAGCAUAGGUGACGGCCUAGCUAUUUCACUUGCAAUAACUGAAUAUCUCCUACAAUCACCAGCAAAUAUCUUCAUAUCCACACAUUUUCAUGAUAUUGUGAACAUAUUUCAAAAUAAACCAAGCGUUUCCCACAUAACAAUGGGGACCCAAUCAUUAGAAAAUAAUACCCUUAAGAUGCUUUUCAAAGCAUCGUCUAACCAUUCAAUAAUUAAAAAUAGUGGACUGAAGGCAGUCCAAAAAUUUUUCAAUCCAGAAAUUAUUAAAAGUGCAUUUUUGAUAAGCAACUCUUUAAAUACUGACAGACUAAAUUCUGUUAAAAAAUCAUUAACAGAAGAAGAAAGGCUUAUUAAUGAAAAAACUCUCAAUCAAAUGAAGAGAAUUAAUAAUUUGGUCGGACUACUUGAAGAGAUUAUAAAUUCCCCUGAACCUAUCAAUCUGGAAACUUUACGGCAAUUACAAACCAAAUUCAUUAAUAGUUUCUGA
Vanderwaltozyma polyspora DSM 70294 is the source of this 2604-nucleotide messenger RNA. RefSeq names its product MutS family protein MSH4 (gene MSH4). Gene Ontology annotation, biological process: mismatch repair; reciprocal meiotic recombination. Bases 1 to 2604 code for a protein of 867 amino acids. The record is from RefSeq and is a predicted model, not a curated record. Gene Ontology annotation, cellular component: nucleus. Gene Ontology annotation, molecular function: ATP-dependent DNA damage sensor activity; mismatched DNA binding; ATP binding. Lineage: Eukaryota; Fungi; Ascomycota; Saccharomycetes; Saccharomycetales; Saccharomycetaceae. The transcript has a single exon.